UCCACAACCAUAGGUAUGUUAUUUUCCAGGUUCAUCCCUUCACCACCCACAUUCAAACCCAAGAAGAAGGCAGCGUUGCCGAGGACAUACUCCAAGCCCGAAAGUGUGGAGGAGCCAACCAAAACCCCGGAAAGGAUGCAGGAUUCUGCCCAGCAGCCAGCAGAUGCAGAGGUUUCCCUGGAAGCAGAGGGGCUGUCAUCCCCUGCUGGGGAGUCUCAGAGGCCAGGGAGGAUGAGGGGGUUGAGUCAGUUCUCCAAGAUGGAGCACCCCAAGGUGGGAAUGCAGGAGGUUUUUGAUGUGCGGCCGGUGUGGGGUGAGCUGGAGCCAGGAGAGAGUGAGCUGGUCACCUUCACCUUCUUUGGCCACGCCAACAUCAUUGCCCGUGUCAGGGCGCUGUGCCACGUGGAGGGAGGCCCCACCUACGAGGUGGUGGUCUCUGGGCAGGCUUCAUGCCCCAGCUUCCAACUGGACGUGGAGGAGAUUGACUGGGGGCUGCAGGUACCACAGGCUUCCCCUGGCACAGCUCCUUGUCUUGGCAUCACGGCCACCUCGAUGCCAGGCUCUCUCCCCUUCUCAGCUCCUUGCUGGCUCUGGGGCUUAGAAUACAACCCUGGAGAGAUAUGUCCAGCAUCCAAGCUGGUUUGUAAUGGCCAUGUUCACCCCUCCCCUCCCUUUCCCCCGGCCGAGGGACAGGACACUGCCCUCUUCAAGGCACCUAACUCUGCCUCCUGGGGAACACAAGGGUCCCAGUGAAGAUGUCUGGAGGGACAUGUCCCUGAGAUAUCCCUCCCCUGACCUACUCCUAAGGCUUGGACUCCAUAGGGAUGCUUGUUGCAGCAUUUUUGAGAGAAAGAGGACAUGAGUUAUGAGAUUUGAACUCCUCCAGUCUAGGCCUCAGAUUUGGG
Molecule: messenger RNA, 905 nt
Organism: Taeniopygia guttata (zebra finch)
Lineage: Eukaryota; Metazoa; Chordata; Aves; Passeriformes; Estrildidae
Source: RefSeq, a predicted model, not a curated record